Molecule: messenger RNA, 357 nt
Organism: Selaginella moellendorffii
Lineage: Eukaryota; Viridiplantae; Streptophyta; Lycopodiopsida; Selaginellales; Selaginellaceae
Product: metallothionein-like protein 1
Exons: 3
Coding region: 10-285 (91 amino acids)
Source: RefSeq, a predicted model, not a curated record
UUAAAACGAAUGCCCAAAUUCUUCUCCACUCUUUCCUCGCUCGUCCUGAUCGCUAUGUCUUCCUCGUCUUGCAUUUGCUCUACCGGAUGUAAGUGCACUGGGAAUUGCACCUGCAAGAUCCCGCAUCUGACUACCAGUAUGGAUGCCACUGCUCGGCGUGUUCUUGCUCUUCUUCCAACUGGUAGCGCUCCUGCCGAGAGUGCUGGUGGCUACGAGCUUGAGAAAAGCUGUGCUCCUUCUCAGUACGCAAUUGGCGAAGAAAUUGCCACUGCUUUUAAUGUCUAGAUAAGAAAACUCUGCAACAAUGCUCUAGAAUCAACCCACCAAUAACAGCUGAACCUUUCGCCCUCUCUCAAA